ACCGUAUUGUGCACUGUAGAAGACGGAAAUGCCGGCGCUUAGUUAGAUACACGGGAAUAUGGCCUAAAGCCUAUAAACUGUGCGAGCCAAUUGCAUGCUGUGACUGCAGAGGAGGGUUUUAUUGUAUUUACAGCUAGUUUAAGAUGGAUCUAUUAGCAGGUGAAACGAAAAAUAUUGUGUAAUAUUGUAGCGUGCUAAACAAUCGUUUACUGUUUAUAUUUAUAAGAAUGGCGCAGCUUAUAACAAUGGCGUAUAUGAUUAUUCCCUCAUUAUAAGAGUAAAGAUUUUUUUAUGCCAACAUAACUGUAUAGAGAUACUGGACAUUUGAUCAUCUGGUACAAGGCAUGUGCUGUGGUUUAGAUGGUUUGAAUAUAUUGUUUCACAUGUCUGCCCGUCUUACUAAUCACCAGAAGGAGAAGGCUGAAAAUACAGACGGACAUGCUGGAGUUUGAGUGGGAUUCCGAGGACCUACCCAGGGCUUUGCUCUGUAAAACGCAGACGAUCAUCUGAUAAGUCUAACAUGCCACACAUAAGGUGACCUGUCAGCUGGCAUGCACUGCAUCUGAGGCUACACUGCAGCCAAGCGGCAGCAUCUCCUAAGGCAACUGGACAGACACUGUCAGUUCCAGAGGUAGUGCACCCAGAGCAUUGGAUAGCCAGCCUGACUUCCAAGCCCCAGGAAUGUUUACCCUAACAGAAGUAGCCUCUCUUAAUGAAGUCCAACCAACAUACCGAAUACUGAAACCAUGGUGGGACGUCUUCAUGGAUUAUCUCGGUAUUGUCAUGCUGAUGUUGGCCAUAUUUGCUGGCACCAUGCAGUUAACCAAAGACCAAGUGGCUUGUCUUCCCAUUUUGGAAUCUGGGGAAGAAACAAGCAAGUCAAACACGUUCACAGUGCAAAGGCCAUCUGAGAGCGCUACCACUGGGAAUGUGGUGAAUGUCAACAGGGUCACGCUAGCUGCUGCACCACUAAGUUCUAAGGAUCAACCAGACAGUAUUGUUCGUGAAUUCCAUUUCUCUCAGUCAGUCUCCGUCAAAGAAGACAAGAUACCAGGUCAGCCUUUGGCAACAGGGGUUAAAACAAAUUUGGAUUUUCAACAGUAUGUCUUUGUUAACCAGAUGUGCUACCAUGUAGCCUUGCCUUGGUAUUCAAAGUACUUUCCGUACCUCGCUCUCAUCCAUACCAUUGUACUCAUGGUCAGCAGUAACUUUUGGUUCAAGUACCCAAAGACUAGUUCUAAAAUUGAACAUUUUGUAUCAAUCCUGGGGAAAUGUUUUGAGUCUCCUUGGACUACAAAAGCUUUGUCUGAGACAGCCUGUGAGGACUCGGAGGAGAAUAAGCAGAGACUUACCGGUGCCCCCUCUUUACCGAAGCAUUUUUCAAUGAGCAGUGAAGAGGGAAGUCCUAACCAAUCUGCUCCUGUGUUGACAAAAGCAGGGGUGAAAUUCUCCACUGAGAAGCCUGUUAUUGAAGUUCCGAGCAUGACAAUCCUAGAUAAGAAAGACGGAGAGCAGGCUAAAGCUCUUUUUGAGAAGGUGAGAAAGUUCCGUGCCCAUGUUGAGGACAGUGAUAUGAUCUACAAGCUUUAUGUUGCACAAACCAUUAUCAAAACAGUGAAGUUCAUUUUGAUCCUUUGUUACACUUUAACUUUUGUUGCCUCCAUCAAUUUUGAUCACAGGUGUGAACCUAAUAUCAAACACCUAACUGGGUAUGCAAGCUUCCACUGUACGCAUAAUAUGGCAUACAUGUUAAAGAAGCUACUUGUUAGUUAUAUCUCUCUUAUAUGUGUCUAUGGCCUAGUAUGCAUUUACACUUUGUGUUGGCUCUUUUGGCGUCCUCUGAAGGAGUACUCCUUUGAGAAGGUCAGAGAGGAGAGCAGCUUCAGUGACAUUCCGGAUGUCAAGAAUGACUUUGCUUUUCUUUUGCACAUGGUUGACCAAUAUGAUCAGCUCUACUCCAAGCGUUUUGGUGUAUUUCUAUCCGAGGUAAGUGAGAACAAGCUACGAGAGAUAAGUCUGAACCAUGAGUGGACCUUUGAGAAGCUGCGUCAGCAUGUGACUCGUAACAGCCAAGACAAGUUAGAACUACAUCUCUUUAUGCUUUCUGGAGUUCCUGAUGCAGUGUUUGAUCUCACUGACCUGGAAGUCCUAAAACUGGAGCUAAUUCCUGAAGCUAGGAUCACAGCUAAGAUUUCCCAAAUGACUAAUAUUCAGGAGUUGCAUUUUUAUCACUGUCCUGCCAAAGUUGAGCAGACUGCAUUCAGUUUUCUUCGUGACCACCUUCGGUGCCUUCAUGUCAAGUUUACAGACGUUGCAGAGAUUCCCACGUGGGUAUAUUUGUUGAAGAACUUGAAGGAACUAUAUUUGGUGGGCAACCUGAACUCUGAAAAUAACAAAAUGAUUGGUUUAGAAUCACUCCGUGAUUUGAGGAAUUUAAAGAUCUUGCAUCUGAAGAGCAAUCUCACAAAAAUUCCUUCGAACAUCACAGAUCUUUCCCCGCAUCUCACAAGACUGGUGGUGCAUAAUGAUGGUACUAAACUUUUGGUACUCAACAGUCUGAAGAAGAUGAUGAACUUAGCUGAACUGGAAUUACAUAAUUGUGAACUGGAACGAAUCCCUCACGCUAUCUUCAGUUUGACUAACCUGCAGGAGUUGGAUCUCAAAUCAAAUAAUAUCCGGACCAUUGAAGAAGUCAUUAGUUUCCAGCAUCUCAAAAGAUUAAUAUGUCUGAAAUUGUGGCAUAACAAAAUCAUUACAAUUCCUUUGUCUAUAAGCUAUGUCAAAAACCUUGAAUCCCUCUACCUUUCACAUAACAAAUUAGAGUCUUUGCCUUCAUCACUAUUCAGUCUACCCAAGUUGAGGUACUUGGAUGUGAGUCAUAACUCCAUUGUUGUGAUUCCACUUGAAGUGGGGUUCUUGCAAAACCUCCAGCAUUUUGCUAUCUCAAGUAACAAGAUUGAGGUUGUGCCCAAGCAACUCUUCAAAUGCACCAAGCUAAAGACAUUGUGUCUUGGACAGAAUUCUAUUUCUAGCCUACCCGAGAAAAUAGGCCAGUUGGUGCAUCUCACACAUUUGGAAUUAAAAGGAAAUUGUUUGGAUCGGCUUCCAGCCCAGCUGGGGCAAUGUCGCUUCCUCCGAAAAAAUGGUCUUAUUGUUGAAGACCAUCUUUUUGACACACUUCCUCUGGAAGUUAGAGAAGGCAUCAGUCAAGAAUCCAGUGUUAGUUUUGGAAAUGGUGUUUAGGUAGAGACAAUCAGCAGAACGUAUUGUUACUCAUAAAAACACAUUUAACAUCACUUGCAAUCAGUGGUGACAGUUGACUGAAGCUUCUGGUUUGCAGAUCAGUAGGGUGUGCUUUGACCUUUUAUGCUGAAGGAAAACAUUAACGGCAACCAACACUUUUAAAAUGAUUUUUUACUAUAAAUGAAUUUGGUCUCAUCAACAUAUUGUUUAUUAAUUUAUUUAGACAACUUUGGAAAAUAUUAGCCACUGUGUUAGUUAAAAAUAGCAUAUUAUUUGACGAUGUACACAGUAUUAGUGAGAUAUGGUUUAGUAACUUAAUCAUGAUUUUUUUUUUUAUUGUUUUGGAAAUUGCUUUUCUUAAAUUUUUCAGUUAUGGAAGUUUCACUGAAGCAAAUGAUUAGUUCUCUUUCUAAAGCAUACAAAGCAGAUCACCUCCUAGCCUUUGAAUUGCAAAGUCUCAAGUUCUUUUCCUUAACCAUCUACCUGCUGUCCUGGAUCUUCAGUGCAUAUGAGUUAGUUCAGAGGAUUCUCUACCUCACUUAAAAAAAUUUUCCUUCAUACCUACAUAUAUACAUGUGGUGGCCAUUUUAUUAGUUAUGCCUGAAGUCUGACAUCAACAAUCACACCAUGUUAAAAUCCCUUACAUUAUCAAACUAAGUCAUUCUAAUGCUUAUUCAUACAGUAACUUAACCUCAGUUAGUUUCAGCUGCCUGAUUUGCUGUUGGUAGGAGCAUGUUGUUUAUGUUAAUGAGCAGGUACCAAAACACUGACCCCUGGGUUGUUUGUGUGUAUAUAAGCAACUUUAUGUUUUAUGUUGGUCAGAUUUUUACUUGACCAGUCCAUUUCAUUUAAAAGGCUCUGAACGUAUUAUACUUAAUGAAGUACAGAUAAGGAAAUUAUGUAGACUAAUAGCAUGUCUUUCAGAUGCAUUGUUUUUGCGCCAUUUAAAAAAAACAAAACAUAAAAAAAACGUUGGAGUACCAGCAGAUGGCGCUCUUCCCUUUUAAAUCCAUUCCAGAUACCAUGUGUUACGUAAAUAUGUCACCAACAGUUCACAUUGUCCACAUUUUUACGUUCUUACGUUCUCCAAGUAAAAAACUUAAAAUGUUGUGUUUUACUUAA
Brienomyrus brachyistius is the source of this 4365-nucleotide messenger RNA. RefSeq names its product leucine rich repeat containing 8 VRAC subunit Db (gene lrrc8db). The coding region runs from base 682 to 3243 and encodes 853 amino acids. The transcript has 3 exons. The record is from RefSeq and is a predicted model, not a curated record. Gene Ontology annotation, molecular function: protein binding. NCBI's taxonomy places the organism in Eukaryota, Metazoa, Chordata, Actinopteri, Osteoglossiformes, Mormyridae.